AUGGCUGCCAUCACCACCCCCCUUCUGGCCCGUGAGGCCAUGAACCAGCUCGCCAAGCGUGAGAAGAACUGGGCCGCCCAAAACGUUGGUGUCAUGGUCGUCUUCUGCAUCGUCUUUGUCGUCGCUGUCGGUGUCAUCUCCAUCUUCGUCCACAAGGCCCUCCAGAGGCGCAAGGAGCGAAAGCCCACCUACUGA
This is a messenger RNA of Purpureocillium lilacinum, 195 nucleotides long. RefSeq lists its product as uncharacterized. NCBI's taxonomy places the organism in Eukaryota, Fungi, Ascomycota, Sordariomycetes, Hypocreales, Ophiocordycipitaceae. The record is from RefSeq and is a predicted model, not a curated record.